GUAGAGUUUACGACAGAUUCUUAGCCGUAGCUGCGUUGGGUGUGAAGGCUCCUGCGUGACUCAUUGUGCGUAGGUUAAGCAAAAGUUGCGAGGGGGAAUGUCGGCUUGUGAAUGAUCGGUGUUUGAGGCGGCAGGGACGUUAUGGCUCAACAAAAGAACCUGGAAGGAUAUGUUGGCUUUGCAAGCCUCCCCAACCAAGUGUACAGGAAGUCCGUCAAGAGGGGCUUUGAGUUCACCCUGAUGGUUGUGGGUGAAUCAGGACUGGGGAAGUCAACUUUGAUUAAUUCACUUUUCCUAACAGACCUGUACUCAGCAGAGUAUCCUGGACCUUCGCACAGAAUCAAAAAGACUGUACAGGUGGAGCAAUCUAAAGUCUUAAUAAAGGAGGGAGGUGUCCAGCUGCUGCUCACAAUAGUUGACACCCCGGGGUUUGGGGACGCCGUCGACAACAGCAACUGCUGGCAGCCGAUCAUCGACCACAUAGACAGCAAGUUUGAAGACUACCUGAACUCAGAAUCACGGGUGAACAGACGACAGAUGCCUGACAGCCGAAUCCACUGCUGCCUUUAUUUCAUCGCUCCCUCUGGACACGGACUAAAGCCCUUGGACAUUGAGUUCAUGAAACGGUUGCAUGAAAAAGUCAAUGUCAUCCCCUUGAUCGCCAAAGCAGACACUCUCACCCCAGAGGAAUGCCAACAGUUCAAGAAACAGAUUAUGAGAGAAAUCCAGGAGCACAAAAUCAAGAUAUAUGAGUUUCCUGAAACAGAUGAUGAAGAGGAGAACAGGCUGGUGAAGAAAAUAAAAGACAAGCUGCCAUUGGCUGUUGUAGGAAGCAACACCAUCAUUGAGGUGAACGGCAAGAGGGUGAGAGGAAGACAAUACCCCUGGGGGGUUGCAGAAGUUGAAAAUAGCGACCAUUGUGACUUCACCAUCCUCAGGGACAUGCUCAUCAGAACUCACAUGCAGGAUCUGAAGGAUGUGACAAACAACGUCCACUAUGAGAACUACCGCAGCAGGAAGCUGGCCGCUGUCACCUACAACGGAGUGGACAACAACAAAGCUAAAGGACAGCUGUCCACCAAUAUGGACACAGUUGAUGGAAUGAGUCCCCUGGCCCAGAUGGAGGAAGAGAGGCGAGAGCAUGUGGCUAAGAUGAAGAAGAUGGAGAUGGAAAUGGAGCAAGUGUUUGAGAUGAAAGUCAAGGAAAAAGUGCAGAAGCUCAAAGACUCUGAGGCAGAGCUUCAGCGACGUCACGAACAAAUGAAGAAGAAUCUGGAGGCCCAGCAUAAGGAGCUGGAGGAGAAGAGGCGCGUCUUUGAGGAGGAGAGGUCAAACUGGGAGCUGCAACAGCGGCUGGAGCAUCAGAAAAUGGAGGCUUCCAGGACUCUGGAAAAAAAGCAAAAGAAAGGAAAGAUCUUCUAAAGACAGUCAGCAAGGCCAGCCCAGAUCCAGUUACUUUUGUUUGCCAAUGUUGCCGGUCAGACCACCAGAAUGUGGUGCUCUGAAACCACCCAUGUCCUACCGUCAUCCUCUUUUUUUUUUUUUUUUCUCCUGUGCUCUACCUGCUCCCAGCCACUAGAGGUCAUACUUGGACCAGGUUUUUUUUUGGGGGGGUUUUCUUUUCUUAAGAAAGGCCAGAGGGGGUCUGAGUGUACAGCCAAAACCGCAUCCACAGAGCCCCCUCCCACUGCUCCAGGACCCAUGGCCAUCAUUAAGGACUGGGUUUACCUUUUUCAAGAAUAAAUAACUCCCUUUCAGUAAGGCCAAACCCAAAUCAUUUUAAUUAUUGAUGUUAUUAUUGUUGUUGUUAUAACUCAAUACUGUCACCAUCCUCAGCUACUGCUCUUCUUUUUUUUUUUUCCAAGGUGGCUUUUAAAAGACCAGUGUGUACAGAUUUAUGGAGAGCAAAAACAAAUUCUUGUGAAUUGUGUUUAACAGUUAGGUGAACAAUCAGUUUCUGUUGAAUUUCAUGUUUACAGGAAAGAAACAGUGUUUAAAAAUAAUCUGAUCUCACAACUAAAAAAUAAAGAGGACAGGGUUUUUAAUUGAGACUCGCAGACCUAGCCUCUUAAAUAAAACGAGACGGAAAACAUGAGAUCAAGAGAAAAUAGAGCAUGCACCUUGGGCCUUUUUUAUAGACUUUUAAGAAAUGGCUAAAGUUCUUUUCUUCUGAAGUGUAACAAGUUCCUUUUCCUCUGUGUUUAGCUAUUUCCUCUAGCCUUGGACCAUCAUUUAUAAGUGUUAUAUUUCACUUUAGUUUAUUUUUAUAUAUAUAUACCGAGCCAGCUGAAGUUAUAACUUUUGUAUGUUUAUUAAAUUCUCACAGACUGACAGCAAUGUCUUCUGUUCAACUUCGCAUUUAAGUCCUGUGGGUGCUUUAAAAAGAAAAAUUGGCGUCACUGUGGAAACGGAUUAGUGGAAAAUGAAGUCGACACCACACUUUGCUUUGGCUAUGUACUCCAUCUGUAUUUUUAAUUUUAUUUUUCAUUUGUAAUGUCACUUAAUAAACAUGUGAUGGUA
Messenger RNA from Cyprinodon tularosa, 2520 nucleotides. It is a transcript of the gene septin7b, whose product is annotated as septin 7b. Gene Ontology annotation, cellular component: cell division site; microtubule cytoskeleton; septin complex. Gene Ontology annotation, biological process: cytoskeleton-dependent cytokinesis; cilium assembly. Bases 142 to 1422 code for a protein of 426 amino acids. The record is from RefSeq and is a predicted model, not a curated record. Gene Ontology annotation, molecular function: GTP binding; molecular adaptor activity; GTPase activity. The transcript is spliced from 15 exons. NCBI's taxonomy places the organism in Eukaryota, Metazoa, Chordata, Actinopteri, Cyprinodontiformes, Cyprinodontidae.